CCUGAAAGCGCCACCCACGUGACCACGAGUCGUGCAGCUAGUAGCUGAUCCAGGAUCAGAGCAUCGCUGUUCCUCCGUGAGGCCGUGCGCGCGGAGCCUGCGUGUCACAGCUCCGUGGCCGCGGGUAGGAAAGUAAUGGGAGUGCAAUGGCGGCCCAGAUGAGGCUUAAUCAUUAACCGGCGCCUUUUAAUACAACUGUACGGCGCAGAUCUUGGGACUCGGAAAGCGCGACGUCUCAGGGCUGAACCCCGAGAUCCAGCUGCACGCACCGGCUUUCGCUCAUUCCCCACGCACCCACCGGAGGAUCACCACCAGCGUCAUGGCUUUGACCCGGGGCAUCGUUCGUCUGAGCGUCUGCCUGCAGUCCUCGUGCCGGGGCGCCGCGCUCCUCCACAGCGCGCGAGCGCCCUCGAACCCGGGCCGCGAGCGGGUCCUUCUGAGCAGCGUGCGGUUCCAGCAUUCCGUGCCGCAGUCCAACAAGUGCCAGUGGCAGCUGAGAGAGGACUGUCUUGAGCUGACGUACGGCGGCCUGGUGAUGCACUUCGACUAUGUGUGGCUGCGGGAUCACUGCCGCUCGGCCUCCUGCUACAACGCCAAAACCAACCAGCGCAACCUGGAUACGGCCGACGUGGCGCUCACCAUCCGGCCGAUCAAGACCAGGGUGGAUGAUGAGACGCUCUUUCUCACCUGGCCGGAUGGCCACAUUACACGGUACAACCUGGGCUGGCUGGCUCGGAAUAGCUACGAGGGGCAGAAGCAGAGUGCCAUGCAGCCCCGCAUACUGUGGAACUUGGACAUCUACACCAAUGCCAAUGUCCCUUCUGCCAGCUGGGAAGCAUUCAUGAACUGUGGUGAUGAGCUCAAGAAGUUCCUCCAUAACUUCCUGUUGUAUGGAAUCGCCUUCGUGGAAGGAGUUCCAGCCACAAUAGAGGACACCGAGGAUGUGACCCAAAGGGUCAGUCUCAUCAGAGAGACCAUGUAUGGUCGCAUGUGGAGCUUCACUUCGGACUUCUCCCGUGGAGACACAGCCUACACCAAACUGGCUCUGGAUCGUCAUACAGACACCUCCUACUUCCAGGAACCAUGUGGGAUACAGGUAUUCCACUGUCUGAGACACGAGGGAACGGGGGGCAGGACUCUGCUGGUAGAUGGCUUCCAUGCGGCUGACAAGGUGUUCAAACAGUCACCUGAGAACUUUGACUUGCUUGCACGUGUUCCCAUCAAGCAUGAGUACAUUGAGAACAUGAGCAACCACCGGAACCAUAUGAUAGGAAUCGGCCCAGUGCUCAAUGUGUACCCCUGGAACAACGAGGUCUACAUGAUCCGGUACAACAACUAUGACCGUGCCGUGAUAAACACGGUUCCCUACGAUGUGGUCCAGCGCUGGUAUGUCGCCCACAGAGAGCUUACCAUGGAGCUGAGGAGGCCUGAGAAUGAGCUCUGGGUCAAGCUGAAGCCUGGAAAGGUACUCUUUGUGGAUAACUGGCGGGUCCUCCAUGGGCGUGAGUCCUUCACAGGCCUGCGGCAGCUAUGCGGGUGUUACCUGACCCGAGACGAUGUGCUCAACACAGCUCGCUCCCUGGGCCUACAGGCCUGAGACAGGGAGGGGUUCAUCAGAUGCACCAAAGCCCCCGCCCCCAUAGUAGUGACCUAUAAACCCUGUGGAGAUGCCACUGCUGUACAUGAUUCUACUCAGUGACCAUCUGGAGCCUUGUCUUAAAUGCAGGGAUGUUAGUCUGCUCUCUUUAACCUGUAUUUUUCUAAAUCAGAGUAAAAUAGGGUAGGUUUAUUCUUGUUUACUGAAGUGUACUCCAUUAUGCUAUGUGGUGCAAUCAUAGUAAAUUCCAGUCUUGGUCUUUCCGCAUUUAGAAUAAGUGCUGGGACAUUGAACUUGUGCUGUUUUGUAGGACUUGUUUGGAAACCAUUGUCACACUUGACACUCACCUCCUUGUGCCUUACUUGUAAUAAGAUGAGCUCCUGCAUCUGUUCCUGUUGCUUGAAAGAAAAAGUUGUGUAGUACUUGUCUCAAGAGUGUAAUUUGCAACUGCAGCACAUUUAGAUGAGGGCUAAAAUGAAAUGCACUUUCCUGCAAUGCUGGACCUAAUGAUUUACGUAGUACCAAAUUCAUGGGGAGAAAUGUACAUACAAAUGUCAGUAUAAUCUCAGCAGUUGUUCCCUGUUUUGUGAUAUGAAAAUAAAAUGCAAA
Messenger RNA from Scleropages formosus (Asian bonytongue), 2206 nucleotides. RefSeq names its product trimethyllysine hydroxylase, epsilon (gene tmlhe). The coding region runs from base 320 to 1597 and encodes 425 amino acids. Gene Ontology annotation, molecular function: trimethyllysine dioxygenase activity; iron ion binding. Gene Ontology annotation, biological process: carnitine biosynthetic process. The record is from RefSeq and is a predicted model, not a curated record. The transcript is spliced from 8 exons. Gene Ontology annotation, cellular component: mitochondrion. NCBI's taxonomy places the organism in Eukaryota, Metazoa, Chordata, Actinopteri, Osteoglossiformes, Osteoglossidae.